CAACCAUCACACACACGUCCUCAGUUGACAGUGACAGCGCACGGCACCACCAAUAACAGUCUGACUCAUUUUCUCUGGCAACAAAUGAGAUGCGCUGGUAGGAUCACUGAAACUUCUGGGACCUGCUACUGAACAGCGCACGGUGACUCGUUUCGCUUCGGCCGCCUGACUGCGUCUGGCAGAUCAUCAUCUCUGUUGUCUGGAAUCGCAUUCACAAGUUGGAUUGAAACCUUGUACGGUGAUAUGCCCGUAGUACAGGCACACCUCUCACGAAAUGUCGUGCGGUCCACCAACCAGAGGUGUUCUGGAGGCGGCUACUCAUGUUCUGGCAAAUGUGGCAUACUGGUUCCGCAGACGCUUGUGAGUGCAACUUAAUAUCGUGCCCUCGCCUUCUUCGCACCUUGCCCCUCUUGACACUCUCGCCCCGCCAUUUCAGUCAUGCAGGUUCCCAUUAUUGCUCUGCUCUUUGCCAUAUCGGCUGUCUAUAGUGCCGUAGCUCAAAGCACUACGGCUCUCCCAGGCGACACAUGUAUCAUUACGUGCAUAGUUGAGGCUGCUUCAAGUGCAGGCUGCUCAAGCUAUGCAGACCUCCUCUGCGUAUGCGGGUCUUCAACAUACGAAAAAGCAGCGACUUCGUGUUUGCAGAGCAAAUGUUCCUCAGCAGAGGCCCAGGCUGCGCAGACCCUGCACCAGGAUCAAUGCUCAUAUGUGUCGGGCCUAUUGAGCCUCUCCUCGGCUGCCUCGACAUUCACCGCCGCCGCUUCGGCUUUGCACAUCUCCGACUCGUCGCAGUACGCGUCCCUUUCCUCGGCGUACUCGUCCUACGGCUCGCAUAUCUCGUCGGAGUACUCCGCGUAUGGGGCCUCACUCUCAUCGGACUACUCGGUGCUCAGCUCGUCCCUAUCCGUGUUGGCGACGACGACGGGGAAUGUUGUGACGACCACAUCAAACGGCGCCACAGUUGUGGUUACGCACUCUACGACUGCCAACGCUGGGGUCAGCGCUCGGUUGGAUGCUUCGUUUGUGCAGAGCGGCAUGGUCGUGUGCGUUACUACGAUGCUCGGUAUCGCUCUCGGUAUUUCCUUGGUAUUGUGAGGCCUGGCAUUGUAUGAUGGGCUGCGUGCUGCAUUGUACAUGACAGUGGUGCUCAAUGGAAGACUAGUAUUGACGGCCUUUUCUGUUCUGCAAUACAUAUAGACAUAUAUGGCUGCGCGGGAAAUGAUCACCAGUACGCAUCUCUUGCUU
Messenger RNA from Fomitopsis serialis, 1245 nucleotides. RefSeq lists its product as uncharacterized. NCBI's taxonomy places the organism in Eukaryota, Fungi, Basidiomycota, Agaricomycetes, Polyporales, Fomitopsidaceae. The record is from RefSeq and is a predicted model, not a curated record. The transcript has 3 exons. The coding region runs from base 439 to 1095 and encodes 218 amino acids.